UCUAUGUAAGCUGCGUCUGAAGUUGGAAUAAAGAGAGUACCGGGACAAGGGACUUUUCAUUGUAAACUGGGAUAGUUUGUAGGUGCGUUCUGGCAAUAUUCUUUCUUAUUGGACCUAAUGCAGUUGUACAAAACACGUGUCAAAAGGGCUCCCCCCGCGACACUAAACAUACUUCACUUUCUUGUACUGUUAAAUCACGACUUUGGGUCAGACCAUAUUGUCCCAGAGGGGUCAUCGCUGUAUCCUGAUCCAUAUAAAGAGAACCUGGGUCCGUUCGCUUUGUAACCUUCGGUCGCUGCUUCCAAGCCGUGCAGUAACCCGCAGACUCCUUGUCGGGCUACGAGCGCUCUGACACGGCACCGACCAACGCCUUUGCAGGUGAAGAGUUCCAGCUGUUUGCGGAAGUGCCAGGGACAGCAUGGCAGGGAAGGACCCUCUGCUGGGGACCCUUAAAGCUUGUGUCCUGGGACUACGAGCCGCUGGCUCUGACAUUAUCACUGAUGACUAUGCCCAUGUGACUCCUUUGUGUGAAAUAUUAGAGAUGAUUCUUCGCAAAGGACUGAAGAGUGGAGUCUUGGGACUGAAAAGAAGAGAUUACUGGCAUUGGAUAGAGGAGCUGCCUCAGCACGACACAUGUGGCAGUAGACGCUCAUGCAUAGCCGUGAUGAUAGAGAAGACAACCGCCUGUCCCAAGCUGCUAACGGCACAAGGGAGGGGAAGAUACUUCCUACGGCUGGCUCUCAAUAGGAAAUCUUUGGCGACCGCAAUCCAGUAUCUGCAGCACACGCAGAGACUGCUGGAGUGGUAUGACCCGCUUCUGUCUGUCCUGGGAAAUGAAGAAUAUUUUGAGCCUUUUUUGUCUCUGUUGCUUGUGAUGUCCGAAAGCAGUUUCUCUCUGGAUCUGGAGAAUUCCAGUUUCCUGGAUGACAGCUGGAUCCUGCCGGUAUACUCAAUGUAUCAAACCGUGCCAUGCAGAGAAUUGGGAAUGGUGCUCAGGUACCAUGAGGGACGUGUAUUUGUAGUAGAGGUUCUGCCUGGAAGCCAGGCUGAAGUGGACGAAGUAGUGCUGGCGGGUGAUGUGAUUGAUGAAAUAAAUGGAGUGUCUCUGCGAAAUGCAAGCAAUGGCCAGGCUGGCACGGUAUUAAGCAAACUGAAGGGGGAGCCGCUGGUUUUCAGGAUGAUCCGAUGGCGUUGGAAGAAUGGGGAAUUGUUUCGCCCACUAAUUCCAUAUAUAAAAGAAAUCCAGGAAAGAAUUCCUACUUUCCAACUUCAGCAGAAGCCCAGGACUCUGGAGUCUGAUGAGGAGCGGCCUGAGCAGGAUGGCAGGUUGAUGUAUGCUCUACAGUACCUGGGACAGGCUGACAUUGGGAUGUUUGGAGGUAAAGAGGUGUUGGAUGCCGGUAUCACUAAAGUGCAAAAACAAAACAUUUCCCCGAAGGAGGUUUUGCUUGACAUUAAGGAGACAGAAAUAGUGGUGAAGGAAAUGGGGUCAUCGGAGGUCCUGUUUCAGUACCCUUACCCAGAGAUUUCCAGUGUGGGGCGCAGGCUGGAUAACAAACGCAUAUUUGCGUUAUGUGUAGUGCACAGGGAUGAGAGUUCAGAUAUCUCCUUCAACUGCCUGGUGUUUGACGCACAUUUGCCCAGAGAAAGCGAAGAGAUCAUAAAGCGUAUCGCAACUGGAUUUAAGCAUACAGAAUGGUUUGUAUGAACAAGAUCAGUCAGUGAACCAACUAUUCAUGCUGAUCUCAGGAGGAAAGCAGUUCCUGUGACAGGAUCCACCGUGCUAUGCUGCAGGAGCAGAAGAGCCACAAGCGCGUUCCUUCACACCCAUCAAAGACACAUGGGAGCAUUGAAAUACUUGAGGUAGAGGAGAACUGGUCCCCUCUGUACCAUAAUAGGAACAAUUCUGUUUUAGUGUACUCCAGAUUUAUAUAGCCUGAAGACAAAUCUUACAAGACAAUGAUGAAUGUAAAACAUUUAAUUUAAAGUUUGACACUUAAUAUAUAAAAUAGCUCUUGUAAAUGCACAUUGUGUUCUGUAGCUGCCUGGUUAACACAUCAAUCUGCUGUUAAGCACCUAUGAGAUACCCACAGAUUUGAGCCAGCAAGUUUCAGUAAGGAUACAGGAUCUGGUCUCUAACAUGUGGUCACUCUAAAUGUCCUCUUUAACAGGGCACAAAAAGUUGCAUUAAAAAACCCACUGUAGUUAA
Molecule: messenger RNA, 2209 nt
Organism: Spea bombifrons (plains spadefoot toad)
Lineage: Eukaryota; Metazoa; Chordata; Amphibia; Anura; Pelobatidae
Exons: 16
Coding region: 419-1708 (429 amino acids)
Molecular function (GO): protein binding
Source: RefSeq, a predicted model, not a curated record